AACAGAAACGGUUCUGAUUUCACCAUUCUGUUGGAGCAGAUGCUGGAAGCCUUCGCGAAGUCAGUAUGAGCAAAUGAGGAGGGAAGAGGAAGAGGAAGAAGAACGUAACUAUAUCUGGAGCAGAGACCUCGACAAGCAUUUUUAUGGCGACCUAUCGUUCGCGAUAGUGCAGGCUAAUCAAACUCUCGAGGAUUACAGCCAGUAUGACACUGGCAAGGAUGUCUUGUUCGCCGGAGUGUACGACGGCCAUGGCGGCGCCGAGGCCGCAAAUUUCAUUUCCAUUCACCUUCUCAGACACGUAGCCAGAUUUGCUCAAGAACAUCGAGAGGUGAAUGCGGAGGUUCUUUCAAACGCAUUCACUGAAACAGACAAAGGAUUCCUUGCUCUAGUCGGUAUGGUGUUUAAGAAUCAACCAAUAAUUGCUGCAAACGGGUCGUGUUGUAUUGUUGGGGUCAUCUGGAGGGGGACAUUAUACGUUGCUAAUCUUGGCGAUUCUAGAGCUGUACUUGGCACCUUAACCGAGUCGGGGAGACUUAAAGCAGAACAGUUAACCAGAGAGCACAAUGCCAGCUAUGCAGAUAUCAGAGAAGAACUGAGGUCUUUGAAUCCAGGUGAUGAAAACAUUGUGUAUCUCAGACAGGGAGUGUGGCGUAUUAAAGGCAUUAUACAGGUUUCUAGAUCCAUUGGGGAUGCAUAUCUGAAGAGACAAGAGUUUGCUCUUGACGCCUCAUACCCAAAGUACCAUCUCCCAGAACCCCUCACUAGGCCAGUGCUAAGAUCUGACCCAGCUAUAUUUUCAAAAAACCUGACACCAGCUGACAAGUUUCUUAUUAUUGCAUCCGAUGGGCUGUGGGACCACUUGAGCAAUCAACAGGCUGUCGACAUUGUAAAUAGUAGCCCAAGACGGGGCAUUGCCCGCCAACUUAUAAAGGCAGCUCUGACGGAGGCAGCAAGGAAAGCCCAUAUGAGCUAUGAAGUGCUUAAGCAGGUUAGACCGGGGAACAGGAGAAUGUUCCAUGAUGAUAUCACAGUAUUUGUCAUCUUCAUAGAUCACCAGUUGAUGGAGGCAGGAGUGGCUUACCCGGUUUUGUCAGUUAAAGGAACCAAAGGCGUCGUGAACCCUGAUGUUAACCUUGAGUAUGGCAUUGAAGUUGGUGAAUCAUCACAAACAGGGCGAAGAUCAAUUGGUCAAUCAUCACAAGCAGGGCUAAGAUCAAUUGGUCAAUCAUCACAAGCAGGGCUAAGAUCAAUUGGUCAAUCAUCACAAACAGGGCUAAAGUCAAUUGGUCAAUCAUUACAAGCAAGGCUAAGGUCAUUUCGUCAAUCACCAGACGCAGCAGGGAAAGGGAAAGGCAAAAUUGGUCAAUCAUCAGAAGCAGGGACAAGAUUAGUUUAUCAAUCAUCACUAGCAAGGCCAUUUGGUCAAUCACCAGAAGUAGCAGGGAAAGGGAAAGGCAAAAUUGGUCAACCAUCAGAAGGAGAGCCAAGCUUAGUUGAUCAAUCAUCACAAGCAGACACAAGAUUAGUUGAUCAAUCAUCACAAGCAGAGACAAGAUCAGUUGAUCAAUCAUCAGAAGAGACAAGAUUACUUGAUCAACCAUUAGAAGCAGAGCCAAGCAAAGAAGCAGAGCUCCCUGCGCCUGCAGAAUAGCCUUAUCCCUCCAUCCUGAUCUGAUUCAAUUUUUGGAACUCCAUUUCUGAGGUUCAGAUAUAACAUCAUCAUAGGGGAACAUACAUUUCUAUAGCAUUUUCACUUACAACUUCAUAUUCAGUAGAGACAACAAAUUGAACCAUUUUCUUAUUUUGUUCUCUUUUAGUAUCAAUUUCAUCUUCAUCUUCACCCUUCAUGAUUGGAGAUGUUUUGAUGAUAAUAUUGCUUCUACCCAUUUACUGUACAGUUCUUCUCAGUUGGUUAAUACAUUUAGAAGGGUACCUCUGCUCUUCAUUGUUAUCCUUCAAGCUUUUGACCU
Molecule: messenger RNA, 1970 nt
Organism: Ipomoea triloba (trilobed morning glory)
Lineage: Eukaryota; Viridiplantae; Streptophyta; Magnoliopsida; Solanales; Convolvulaceae
Product: probable protein phosphatase 2C 43
Exons: 6
Coding region: 74-1651 (525 amino acids)
Biological process (GO): protein dephosphorylation
Molecular function (GO): protein serine/threonine phosphatase activity; cation binding
Source: RefSeq, a predicted model, not a curated record